UGUUCUUAAUCCGAAAAAAGAAUGGAUUCAAAGGGCUUCAAUUGUUCAGUUAUUGCACUUGUUUCUUGCAUGGUUUUAUCCUUUUCAGUCUCUUCCUUGGCCAAAAAACAACAACACUGUCCGCUUAAAGUUGGUUUCUAUCAACAUACUUGUCCCUCUGCUGAAUCCAUUGUGAGAAAUGUUGUGUACAAAGCCGUUUCUCGUAAUCCAGGCAUUGCUGCGGGCCUUAUCAGGCUACAUUUUCAUGACUGCUUUGUGAGGGGAUGUGAUGCAUCUGUGCUAUUGGAUGGACCAAAUUCAGAAAAGGAAAGCGUAGCAAAUAAGAACAGUUUACGAGGUUUUGAGGUGAUUGAUGCAGCUAAAGCUAAGCUUGAGGCUGCAUGCCCUGGAACUGUCUCGUGUGCAGACAUUCUCGCCUUUGCUGCUCGUGAUAGUUCUUACAAAGUAGGGAAAAUAAACUAUGCUGUCCAAGCAGGACGCCGUGAUGGACGCGUUUCUAUCAAGGAUGAGGCUUUACCUAAUCUUCCAUCUCCAUUUGUUGGUGUCAAGGAACUGAUCAAGAGCUUUGCAAGAAAAGGGAUGUCGGUUGAUGAAAUGGUCACCCUCUCUGGUGCACAUUCUAUUGGUAUUGCUCAUUGCGCUGUUUUUGCAAAUCGGCUAUACCCUCAAAACAAGCAACAAAAUCUGCCAAUUGAUCCUGAAUAUGAAAGAAUGUUAAAGUCCAUUUGCCCACCAGAAGCACUUACAAAUGGAACAGGAGUCGCUAACCCUGCGAAUCUUGAUGUCCUAACACCAAACAGGUUGGAUAAUAGAUACUACAUGGAUUUGAAGAGUAAGAAGGGGCUAUUAGUUUCUGAUCAAACAUUGAUGAGUAAUCCUAAAACUGCAAAAAUGGUGAACUUCAACGCGAGAUAUGGGCGCGUGUGGGGUAAGAAAUUCGCAGAUGCAAUGGUGCAUAUGGGUACCUUGGAUGUCCUCACAGGGUGGAAGGGUGAAAUCAGGAAGAACUGCCAUUUUGUGAACUAAU
Molecule: messenger RNA, 1027 nt
Organism: Nicotiana tabacum (common tobacco)
Lineage: Eukaryota; Viridiplantae; Streptophyta; Magnoliopsida; Solanales; Solanaceae
Product: peroxidase 5-like
Biological process (GO): response to oxidative stress; hydrogen peroxide catabolic process
Molecular function (GO): peroxidase activity; heme binding
Source: RefSeq, a predicted model, not a curated record